UAUUUGACUUCGUUAGGAGCGAUUAUCUUUGGUUUAUCAGAGUAUUUCAACCGUAGCUGGAUAAUAUUUUUGGGCCGCUUAUACACUUCAGCGUUUUGUCACCUAGGUCGGCAAUCUAUCUUAAUCGCUAUGUACGAUAGGUGGCAUUCUCGUACGGCCCAAUUUUUUGGAGCAGCCCAUUAGUGUACGAAAAAUCAACAGGCUGAACAGCGAUUCAGCCAGAUUCAGUGCCGCAGUACCGCUACCGUAACUAUCGCUUAUGUACAAUAUUUUCUAAUUGUUUAUAUUAUAAAAGCACGCGAACCUAAGCUCGAAUUUAGCUCCAAAUAUGAACAACAAUUCCACCGACACGGUGGUGUGAACAGCUGACAAAUCGGGCUAUUCAGUGCCCUUCUGUGAAAUGCCUUGGGAUUAAAAAGUCUCCAUGAUGUAUCACUCCAUCCUAAUUCUGACCGGAAUGGUCACCAAAGCUGCCUCCGUGGUCGAUGCUCAAGAUCCCCAGGAUAUCACAAGAUUUCCAUACCUCCACUAUUCGUUUAGCUGCGUUGAUAAAGCCAUCGGAUAUUAUGCAGAUCCCGCCUUUGGAUGCCAAAUAUUUCAUAUGUGCGACGCGUUCGGCCGGAGAAUACCCCAUAUAUGUCCACCUUUGACCCUGUUUAACCAGAAGUUCCGCGUCUGCGACUGGGCCUAUAACGUUCAGUGUGAAGAAGCGAUCGAUCACUACUACCUCAACGAACUUACCUAUGAGGAACCUGUGUUCGAGGAUACAGGAGAGCGCCCACGCUCCGAUGAAGAUCCCCUAACAACAUCGCGUGGAAAUUUGCUGUCGAUAGGGAAAAUUAGAAAAAUAUCCCGUAUAAGACGCCGUCGACUCAAUGCAGAAGAAUGGCCAGAAAAAGAGAAGCAAAGUUCUGUUAUGCCGGCUUCGAAAGAUACCAAAGAUCGCUCAACGGAAGAUGCACUGAUAGACAAGGACGCUCUACAGGUUCGCCAGGAUGACAAGGGUAUUUAUGACCAAGAAACAAAAGGGAGGACCCCCGAUAAGGAGAAAAAUAUUUCGUUUUCAACGGAAUGGCUAGAACUAAAGGACAAAUAUGUCAUUUGAGGAGAGCCAGCAGAUAUAGCAUACAGAUAAUAGAGGAUAGCAAUUAUAAACAGCUGCUUUAACUAGUAUUAUGUGUAUUUAUUUUAUUAUCGUGCUCAACUUUAUAUACAUAUAAAUAUUGAGUUCAUUCUGUUAAGACAAGGUAAAUACUGCUUACGCUUUGACUCAGCAAAACGUCGGCAAACAUUUGUUGAUGGAUUGUUUGAAUUUCCAUAAAAGAAAGGCCAUGAGUAGUGCGUCGGGGAAGGCAGCUGUUCUGUCUGUGUCUAUUUAGAUUUUGUAAUGAGCCAUUUAUAUACAAUACAUGAUAUUGAAAGUAUGUUUGCCUAAUCUUUAUUGUCUCUUUAUACGUUUAUACGGGAAUCGGGUGACAAUACAUAGACUGAUCUUAGUUUUAAGGCGCAUUGAGGGUGAUUCGUUGGAAGCCGUUCGUUUUCAUUCUUGUACAUAUGUAACUUGCCUCGUGGAUUUGUUUAUACGUUAGUCUUAGGAUUAUUAUUAUGAUUAGAGGUUUGCUUCAAUUCUACAUAGGCAUCCGUAUAAAUGAUUCGAAUGGUCACCAAAAGAGGCUAUAAGGAAGCGAGAUAAAGGAUCGAACGCUGCAAAUAUAUUUAGAGCAUCGCGUAACGAUUGAAUAAGUUUUUCGGAAAGAACCCAGAGUUCGUUGUAACGUACCUUGUUCUGUUCUUCAAAGCAGUGGAAGCGGCAGCGUUACUGUAGUCCAAAUGCAUCACAAAGAUUAAUUUAGCAAAAAUAUUAUACAUUACUCUGUCAAUUUUUAUAGGCGAUACGGUGCGGAUAGCAAGCUAGUAGUUACAACUUCUGUGCAAUCCGUAUGGGAAAGGUAGUGGCGGCGUUUAUCUAGAUAAAUGAAAGAUACUGGUCAUUACAUGAACAACGUCGAAGGAAUUAUAAGAAAAGUAUGCAUCUUUUCGAUUGAUUUAAGAUUAUAAAAAUCACCCAUCAAUUCAGAGAACAUCUCCAAAGAACUCGCUGAUAACUACAAAAGCCGGCUGGUACAUACGGGCGUGCAUGGAUUUACUAAAAUUAGGAAGCUUGACCAACUAAGAAAAUAGGAUAGUGUGAAUUGAUUUAGCCUAUACAUUCAGCGUCAAAUCUCAAAGGGAUGAGCGGGUAUCAGUAAAAGCGUUUGUUUAAUGCAAACACUCCUACUGAUACCAUUUCCAUGGCUGUCACAUUUUUACGGUAACUGAAAAAUAAGUGCAGGCAUAUUUUUUGCUAAAAACUUAAUUUGACCAUUUUCUAAUAACAAAGAAAAGUCAAAACUCACUUUACUAUCCAAUGUCGACUUAUUUGUUUAACUAUUUAUUGUUGUAACUACUAUUGUUUUAACUAUUUAUUCUCCGCAAUAAAUUUUACUUUCAGCGUACGCAGUCUUUCCUCACUUCUUCUAUCUCAGCCCAUAAUCUGCCCAGCUCUAAUCUACCAUCAAUGCAAUUACUGUUUUCUUUAUGGUCAUCGUACUCAUAAGACUGUUAUCAAUAAAUAAAUAGAACGCCCUUGGGCACCUUCUGGAACACCAUCAAGUCGGUCAUUGCAGCUCAGCCACUCACUUAAACAAAAUCAAUAACAACUGCUCCUCGGCGUUUCUGUUCUUUGUUUUCGUAUAGUUAGCUAUGUGUAUGAACGUUUUUCUGUUCUUCUUUUAUAAACAUAGAAAUAGCAGUUGUAUCCUUGUGUAAAAUAAAUAACGUUUGGUUAAUCGCCAAAAAAUACAUGCGCAUCGUAUCAAUUGUAGUACCAGUGCAAGCGAUCAGUAAAAAAUAAAGAUUUCAAUGUUUCAUCCGCACUCUAUU
Varroa destructor (honeybee mite) is the source of this 2922-nucleotide messenger RNA. RefSeq lists its product as uncharacterized. Gene Ontology annotation, cellular component: extracellular region. Gene Ontology annotation, molecular function: chitin binding. The record is from RefSeq and is a predicted model, not a curated record. NCBI's taxonomy places the organism in Eukaryota, Metazoa, Arthropoda, Arachnida, Mesostigmata, Varroidae.